Molecule: messenger RNA, 331 nt
Organism: Colletotrichum navitas
Lineage: Eukaryota; Fungi; Ascomycota; Sordariomycetes; Glomerellales; Glomerellaceae
Exons: 2
Coding region: 155-331 (58 amino acids)
Source: RefSeq, a predicted model, not a curated record
CCACUACCCAAAAUCCGAGUCAACCGGUAGAUAUAAUAAUGUGCCUGCUCUCCCAUACAUCUCUCUGAUAGCAUCGUCUAGCUUACUACUCACACCAAUCGACUAGGCUCCACACCAAGACUACCUCUGUCCAAGACCCAGGCCUGCCUUCGCCAUGUGCAAUUUCAUUCUCAACGUCGUCAAGUGCCGCCAGUGCGGCCGCCUCAUCAGCCAGCACCAGUCCGACUUCGUCUACUGCCCCCCCUACCGCAGCGGCAUCCGGUGCCAGACCAUUGAGCGUGGCCGCAACACGCAGCUCGUUUGCUGCUCCAGCUGCCAGAACGCCUACUAG